Messenger RNA from Mesocestoides corti, 414 nucleotides. NCBI's taxonomy places the organism in Eukaryota, Metazoa, Platyhelminthes, Cestoda, Cyclophyllidea, Mesocestoididae. The record is from the annotation of a GenBank genome assembly.
AUGUCCACUCGGUACGAACGAGUGUUCCUCCCUGCUACGGGCUUUCUUAAAGUCCACUUCGGCGAUGAGCAGCGCUUCGUUUCCCAGCGAUUAUUCAUUAUUUGCCCGCAAGAGUUGCCUACACGCACCCACGUUUUCAUCAGACGCGACGCAGUUCGUCAACCACUUCAGCCCAUCUACGACGGACCUUUCAGAGUGCUCAGACAAGAAGAAAAGGUUUUUAUCGUCGACCACACUGGGAAAGAAGACGCCGUGUCUGUCGACCGACUCAAGCCAGCCUUCCUAGACAUAGAGACCUCGCCAAACAAUAAGCCUCGGAUGCAACCAAAUCCUGCCUCUCCCGAUAACAAAAAGGCUGUAACCACGACACGCUCAGACAGACGCGUCCAUUGGUUCGAUCGAUAUUCAGCUUGA